AUGGGCUCCUUGUCAGAUCCACAGUCUGCAGGUGGCUGUGCCAAAGCACCAGAGAAGACACCGGGCAGAUGCAGCCUGUCAGAGGAUCCACAGCUGCUGCAGGGCACAGGCAUCUGUAAGUGGUUCAAAGUGGAAUUUGGCUUCCUGUCCAUGAUGGCCCACAUCAAGGUCGCACUAGACCCACCAGUGCAUAUCUUUGUGCACCAGAGUAAGCUGCUCAGGAAGGCCUUCUGGAGCCUGAAGGAGGGUGAGGGUGAGUUCACCUUUAAGAAGUCUGCCAAGGGCCUGGGAUCUAAUCUAAUCUAUCUAUGGGCCUUGGUGGAGUGUUCUGUAUUGGACAGGAGGCCAAAGGGGAAGAACGAGCAGAAGUGCAGAUCAGAAGGAGACAGAUGCUACAACUGUGGAGGUCUGGCCCAUCACUCCAAGAAAGGCAAAUUGCCACCCUUGCCCAAGAAGUGCCACUUCUGCCAAAAGAUCAGCCAUGUGGUGGCCUCAUGUCCACUGAAGGCCCAAUAGGCCCCCAGCUCACAGGGAAAGCCAGCCUGCUUUGGAGCUAAAGAAGAGAUCCAUAGCCCUGCCCUGCUCCCAGAUGCCAGAAAUGAGCUACGGUGGAUCAGGGGCUACCCUUUUGUGAUCGGAAAGUUUCAAAGAGCAGGCAUCAACUGGCAGAAAGGGAUCCCAGAGGCAAACAAAUCUCAGCCCAGUAAGACACGUGACUCUCCAGGUCACACCUGCCCGAAGGCGGCCCCUAUGCAAUCCAGCGGAUACCACAUCCUUCGAAGGCUGGGCGGAGGCCGAGCCCCGAGGCUCAAGUUGGGCGCGAAUCUGGCACGUAGUAUCCUAGGCGAUUCCCGAGUGCGCGCUCCCCUUGAGCACCCUCCCCCACCGCCCCGGGGGCGGGCCCAACGCGCCAGGCCCUCCCCGGGGGCGGGCCCAACUCGCCAGGUGCUGGUGCCGGUGGCUGGCUCCGCCCCCGCCCCCGCGCGGAGUGCGCCUGCCUGCUGGGAGCCGCGCCCCCUCCCCCGGGGAGGCUGUUCUCCGCGGUCCCCUGGGUCGUGCUCCCCUCUGGACUAA
This is a messenger RNA of Artibeus jamaicensis (Jamaican fruit-eating bat), 1074 nucleotides long. Its product is annotated as protein lin-28 homolog A-like. Gene Ontology annotation, molecular function: zinc ion binding; nucleic acid binding. The record is from RefSeq and is a predicted model, not a curated record. Lineage: Eukaryota; Metazoa; Chordata; Mammalia; Chiroptera; Phyllostomidae.